AUGAGUCGAACGGAGGCUGAUCUGGCCAUCAAUAUCCGAAAGGCCACUAGUAUCGAGGAAACCGCUCCCAAACGGAAACAUGUGCGAAGCUGCAUUGUCUACACGUGGGACCAUAAGUCGUCGGCGGCUUUCUGGGCCGGCAUGAAAGUGCAGCCCGUUCUCGCCGACGAGGUCCAGACAUUCAAGGCCCUCAUCACGAUACACAAGGUUCUCCAGGAGGGUCACCCGAUCGUCGUGCGCGAGGCGCAGCAGCACUCCAAUUGGGUUGACAGCUUGAUGCGAGGAGUUGGAGGCGAUGGUGUAUGCGGAUUGUUUGAAUAUGAGGAAUAUAUCAGUUUGAAGACGAUCAAUGAUCCGAAUGAAGGUUAUGAGACUAUUACCGAUCUUAUGACCCUGCAGGACCAGAUCGAUGCUUUCCAGAAGCUGAUCUUCUCGCAUUUCCAAUCUGGUACUCACAAUGAGUGCCGUAUCUCUGCCUUGGUGCCGCUUGUGCAGGAGAGCUAUGGAAUUUAUAAGUUCAUCACUAGCAUGCUGCGAGCUAUGCACACAACCACUGGUGAUGAUGAAGCCCUUGAACCGCUCCGAGGCCGUUACGAUGCCCAGCAUCACCGUCUUGUUCGAUUCUAUUACGAGUGCUCGAACCUCCGUUAUCUUACCAGUCUAAUCACCAUCCCCAAAUUGCCGCAGGAUCCACCAAGUCUCCUGGGAGAAGAUGACGAGCGACCAGCUCUGCCCAGACGCCCAGCCAGGGAGGUGGAAGCUCAGCCUUCUCCCCCACCCAAGGUGGCCGCCGAGCCAGAGCCCAUCAGCGACUUCUGGACCACCGAGGCGAGACGCCAGCAAGAAGAAUAUGAGGCCGAGCAAGCCCGUUUGGCGCAGCAGUGGGAAGAGCAGCAGCGUCAGCAGCAGGCUCACCAACAACAAGCCCAGCUUGACUUCGAGGAACAGCAGCGCCAGCAGGCUGAGCAGCAACGCUUGGCACAAGAGCAACUCCUUCGCGAUCAAUACCAAACACAUACCCAAGGUCGCUUGGCUGAGCUGGAGCAAGAGAAUCUGAACGCGCGUGCGCAGUACGAGCGGGAUCAGCUAAUGCUUCAGCAGUAUGACCGCCGUGUUAAGGACUUGGAGGAACAGAUGAACAACCUGAAUUCGAACAUCAAUCUGCAAAACUCCUCCAAGGACGAACAAAUCCGGGCUCUACAGGAACAGGUUAACACCUGGCGAUCCAAGUAUGAAGCCCUCGCCAAGCUCUACUCGCAGCUGCGACAAGAGCAUCUGGAUCUCUUGACGACUACCAAGAGCUUGAAGAUCAAGGCCGCAUCCGCACAGGAGGCGAUUGACCGCCGCGAAAAGCUGGAGCGCGAGCUCAAGACCAAGAACUUGGAGCUGGCUGAUAUGAUUCGGGAGCGUGAUCGUGCUUUGCACGACAAGGACCGUGUCUCUGGUACCAACAAGGAAGAUUUGGAGAAGCUUAAGCGGGAGCUCCGCAUGGCGAUUGACCGUGCUGAGAACGCUGAGCGAUCAAAGGGCACUGAGAUCUCAUCUAUGCUGUCCAAGUAUAAUCGUGAGAUGGCCGACUUGGAAGAGGCUCUUCGGAAUAAAAACCGUGCUUUGGAGGACAUUCAAGGCCGCAACUCCGAACGUUCGGGAGACCACGAUCUCGCUCUCCAAGAAAAGGAUGAGGAGAUUGAGGUUUACAAGUCUGGUAUGGAGCAGGCUCUUAUGGAGCUGGAGGAGCUGAAGCUGAACCAAGGUGAUGUGGACCAUGCGCUUGACAGCCAAAUCGACACAGUGCUUCACGGAACGGUGGCCAAGAUCAACGAUAUCAUUGACUCUGUGCUGCAAGCCGGUGUACAGCGCGUAGACGACGCGAUGUAUGAGCUGGACUCGUCCAUGCAAGCCGGUAACCAGAAUGCCUCGCCUCCAUACGUGCUGUCACAGAUCGAGAAGGCCGCGGCUUCCGCCACCGAAUUCUCAACCGCCUUUAACAACUUCAUCGCCGAUGGACCCAACAGCCCGCACGCCGAGAUCAUCCGCACAGUAUCCGUCUUCUCAGGCUCAAUUGCCGAUACGCUGAGCAACACCAAGGGUCUGUCCCGCUUUGCCAACGAUGACAAGAGCUCGGAUCAACUGUUUGGCGCGGCUCGCAAGUCCGCACAGGCUACAGUCCGCUUCUUCCGCGGCCUGCAGUCAUUCCGCCUUGAGGGCAUGGAGGCCGACCACAAGACCGACGUCGUCAUCAACAAUAACCUGGAAGUGCAGCGAGACCUGCAGUCCCUGUCGAAGCUGGUUGAGUCCUUCACCCCCAAGAGCAGCAAGAUCAGCACCAAGGGCGAUCUCGGCGACCUCGUCGAUUCCGAACUCACAAAGGCCGCCGAUGCAAUUGAGGCCGCUGCCGCGCGCCUGGCCAAGCUCAAGAACAAGCCCCGUGAUGGCUACUCUACCUACGAGCUUCGCAUCAGUGACUCCAUCCUGGCCGCUGCUAUUGCCGUGACCACUGCGAUCGCAGAGCUGAUCAAGGCCGCCACCGUCUCGCAGGAAGAAAUUGUUCGCGAGGGCCGCGGUAGCGCUUCCAAAACAGCCUUCUACAAGAAGAACAACCGCUGGACAGAGGGUUUGAUCUCCGCAGCCAAGGCCGUUGCCGGUUCGACCAACACUUUGAUCGAGACCGCUGAUGGUGUCAUCUCCGGUCGCAACUCGCCCGAACAACUCAUCGUUGCGUCCAACGACGUCGCCGCCAGCACUGCCCAGCUCGUCGCCGCUAGUCGUGUCAAGGCUACCUUCAUGAGCAAGUCCCAGGACCGACUGGAGGGUGCUAGCAAGGCCGUUGGAGCCGCUUGCCGCGCCUUGGUGCGACAAGUGCAGGAUAUCAUCAAGGAGAAGCACAGCGGUGAUAAUGAGGCGGAGGACUACGCGACCCUGAGCUCUCACGAGUUCAAGGUGCGCGAGAUGGAGCAGCAGGUCGAAAUCCUACAACUGGAGAACGGACUCGCCCGCGCCCGCCAACGCCUCGGCGAAAUGCGCAAGAUCUCAUACCAGGAGGAGUAA
This is a messenger RNA of Penicillium cosmopolitanum, 3048 nucleotides long. Its product is annotated as putative cytoskeleton assembly control protein Sla2. Lineage: Eukaryota; Fungi; Ascomycota; Eurotiomycetes; Eurotiales; Aspergillaceae. The transcript is spliced from 11 exons. Gene Ontology annotation, molecular function: phosphatidylinositol-3,4-bisphosphate binding; actin filament binding; clathrin-cargo adaptor activity. Gene Ontology annotation, biological process: endocytosis; clathrin coat assembly; actin filament organization. Gene Ontology annotation, cellular component: clathrin-coated vesicle; actin cortical patch. The coding region runs from base 1 to 3048 and encodes 1015 amino acids. The record is from RefSeq and is a predicted model, not a curated record.